AUGUCUUUUGAGCCAGAUGGCCGGGAGCAGCGGAAGCGAACGCUCGGCGUUGAUUGCGUUGGUCGACUCCUAUGGCGCCACUGGGAGCCAGGCGGCGAAUAUACCCAGAGGCUGCGGAUACGAAAUUUAGACAUGAAAAAGCAAACUAUAGUGUACCGACUGCCGCUGCGAAAGACAGUUUUUAUCAUGGAUUUCCCCGAUCCGGUUACACUCAGCAGUGGCAUGGCCACCGAUAUUAAAGUAUCUUUCCGCCCAACGGAGCUUGUUGAUAUUUGUGACAUGUUUGAGGUGACUGUCGUUGGUCGGGGUAGCUUUUUCGUGAAAUUGGAAGGGAAAAUACCGACGGCGAGGGUCGAAGUGCCUCCACACCAUGACUUUGGCUAUGUUCCAACCGCUACCACUGCGAGGGAAAUCGUCGCCAUGAAGAACGUGGGUACCACCACCGUCUCGUACGAAUGGGAGGUGCCGGCGCCCUUCGGCAUUACACCCACAAGCGGGGAGCUUCGGGAAAAUGAAACAGUGGACCUGUGCAUAACUUUCACGCCGUCGGAGGCGUGUGUUUUGAUUGCUCAGGCGGUGUGCAAAAUGGCUGCGUGUGGUUCUUUACUCUCAACAAUAAAGAUAUCUGGUGUUGCCAAGUACCCCUUCAUCCGCGUGUCGAAGGAGCCUAGCACCGUAACCGGCUCAACUACCCCUGACGACAGCUGCCUCAGCGGUCGUGAGAUGCAGUUGUUGCAGGAUGGCAGGAGUCUCUUGUUAGAUUUUGGUACCGUAUACGUUGGUAAGGUGCACACUAUGGAGUUUGAUGUCGAAAAUCCCUCAGUGGUUGACGCGGUGUUCAGUUUGGAGGUGGAAAGGGAGGACUUCUCAUGCCCCUUUACUGCCGCACCGCGGACCGGUGUUAUUCCGCGGGGGAAGGCACAGAAGUUCAAAGUUACCUUCGCUGCGACGUCGGUGGGUGCUGCCUUUUCUGACAAGCUGUGCGUAAAAGCACUCGCUGGGAACACGGUUACGUUGCUGCUGCGCGGUGUUGUGGUUGCGCCCACUGUGGUUGCUUCAGUGACUUCCAUGAACUUUGGUGACAUCCGGAUGGAAAAGAACAUCGUUGUUUAUGAGCACCGCCGGGCAUUGCGGCGUUCUUUUUACAUCAAGAACCUCUCAGACGUGUCUGUGAACUUCUAUGUUCUUGGUGUUUCUCCAGGCGCGUCAUUUGUUGUAACACCGACGACCGGAGAACUCCCUGCUAAAGGCACCCAGCGGAUGUGGGUGGAGUUCUGUCCUACAUACCCGAUGAAUUAUCUACGGCGAUUGCACAUUAUCAUGAACCUCACGAGACACGUUGUUUUCGUCGACUUAUUUGGCUCUGCGUACGAUGACAGCAUCCGCCCCAUGUCGUUCGGGUUGAAGGAGGUGGAGGAGUUUUUUUGGCGUCACGAGGUCGGCCUUGGGGCAUCUGAACCGCAGGAUUUGUUCCUCCUUUCGAAGGUUCUGCGGGGUGGCAAGGUGCCCGACACGUUGAUGCAUCUACUUUCCACCUCUAGUUUGGCAAUGCUGCGAGAUCUUCAUCGUGACCCGACGACCUCCAGUGAGUUGGUGACGGGAGGUUGUCGCAAAAAGAGCGGGGGCCGUAUUAGUUUCGCUCGGUGGAACUCGUCUUUCUCCACCGGCGCCCCCUUCGUGUUGAGCACAGAGGCAUUAGUUUUUGUGGAUUCAAGGAACGAACCUCAAUAUGUGAACGUGUACAACCGGAGCAACACGGUGGCGACGGCGUACUGGUGCCUCCCCGCCGACUGCAGUUUCAGCGUGACGCCCAUGCAGGAAGAUAUAUUGCCUCACUCUUACUGCACCUUCACCGUUACUCGGUCGCGGGCAGCAGGCACUUCACUCCGCGACCAGCAUCUUGAGUGCUAUGUAAACUACAAGCAGAUGCAGUCCUUCCUUUUAAUCGAGGAGGGAAGUUUCACUCCUCCUCAUUACUUUACCGUGCACUGCCAACAGAUUAUUCAGUGCUCCGAUGCGGAGGCUGGAAGCAUUGUUUCCUGUGUGGGGGCACCGAAGCACAUCGUCUUUCCUAAGUGCCUUGUUGACGGCACCACGCACACGGUUAUUGAACUGGAGAAUCGUGGAGGUGUGAUUGUUUCCUUCGCGGUCGCCCUACGUCUGGAGAGCCAAGAGUCGAAAGGGAAGGAUUGCGGAAGUGAUGCCAUUAGCGGCCAUGGAUCAAAUUCAGUUUUCGGGUGCAACCCCGUGUACGGCAUAAUACCAGCACGUAGUCGCGUUCCUUUGAUGCUUUCUUUUAGUGCCAAAGGCGCGGCGUGGAUGCGUGGAGAGAUGCUCGUUCAGUUGAGCAAUAGUCCUAAAGACGAGCUCCGCAUAGUGCUGCACGGUGAGGGGUUUAGACCAGAGCUUCUCGUAGAGGACAGCUCUAUGAUUACAAUGCGCCCCGCGUGCGUAACAGGCGUCACGGAGCGGUCGUUGAGAAUCACGAACCCAACAACCGUACCGAUUAGCUUCGAGUCAUCUCCUUCACAGCCACUUCAGGGUGUAGUGUUUGUGGAACCACCGGUUGGCGUCCUACAAGCAGGGAUGGGGAUGAAUUUGGUUGUUUCCUUCUGCCCCCAAGAUCCUGUGUUGUAUGAGGGGCAUAUAACAUUCUCAAUUUCGACACAUGAUGAAACACAGCCGAGUUCAAACGCAACACGGAGAGCUGUUGAUCCUUUGGUUGGGCGGGAACGGGAGUCACAAAGCAGCAGUUGCAACAACACACCAAGAGAGCUGAGCUUAAGUGAUGGCAAGCGCAUCAUCUCUUGCCCCUUUAUGGGUGAAGGUCGUCAAUCUGUAGUUGAGGUUGAACCGGUGGUGAUUGAGCACGAGGGUCCAGCCGCACAGGAGAAAACAUUUGAGUGGACCAUAUACAACAGCAGUGUGUGUGAAGUAUGCUAUGAGGUGAGGUGGCUCACGAAAACAAGGAGGAUGAAUUGGGAGGGUGAAGACACCCCAAUGAUUCACCUCAGUAACAACAGGUGCGGAGCAUUGGCCGCCCGCUCGCACACUGUAGUACUUGUUACGUUGCGGCCUCCGGCCGGCGUGACUGACUGUAUCUUGUACACACUCGUUGGCGGCAGGGGGGUAGAUUUGAGUAGUAUUGCUUGCCCCACAAACCUGCACGAGGUUCAACAGCACCCACACUGCGAGGUUCGCUUGAAAGGUACACGCCCGGCUGUUCAGAUCACUGACGUACGCUCGUUACAGCAGCACCGCUCGCAGUUGUGGUGCCAGUUAGCUAUUAAUAGCAUUAAUAACGUGCUUGCUGCCCCUGUACAGAGCGUGGACGUAGAGAGGGACUCAUUCGCCUUCCCGCAGUAUGUACAGGGCGUUGAGCCAAUUUACAUGGAUGUCGGCGUAGGUUGUGUGGAUGAUGAUGAUAAGGAGAUUAUGCUGUGCGUUGAGAAUGCUGGAUCGUGUGCAGCCCCGUUCCGGUUCUGGUACCCGAUUGAUCACGAAGGUGGGAACGAGACGUGGUUCGUUGAAGAUGAAGAGUUGGAGGAUGUGCAGCAAAUUCUUUCUAACCGCUUGUUGGAAAUUUCUCCUCGAGAGGGGACCAUCCCCGUGAACUCCCACGCCGUUAUCACCAUUACGUACCGCCAUGUUAGUGUCGGCACGCACUGCUUGCCCGUUUUGCUUCGGCUGGACAAGGGUAAGAAGGCUCUUCUGGUCCUUGAGGGGCGCACAGUGGCGGACAACACUCACGCUCUCGCCUUUCACCAUCCACCUGUUUAUCAGUUACACCCCAUAGCACUCGGCGAUGUCGAGCCACCGUUGCAAAGCUCAACAAUUGAGAACACCUCGUCGCAUCCGAUGACUUACGUUGUACAGGAAGAUCUUGUUGAGCAGGUUUGUGCGGCCAACUGCGGUGUUCCCGUGUUUCAGUGUAUGAAUCCAGAGGGUGUUAUUCCCCCCGGCGGAUCAACCCAGCUCCAUUGGUAUUUCCGCCCCCUCGAGGUGCGUACCUACACGAUUGACGUUGGCCUUCAGAUCGUGAAUGGUGAGGGAUACAGUAUGCGAUUCUGCGGUGUCGGAUACCAUCCAAAGAAGACGUCUACUGGGGAAGCAUGUAACACGAUUAAUGAUGCCUUCCUGCCCAUCCCCGUUUCGCCCUCGUUGCGUCUGCCUUCAAGGCUUUGCCCAGUUUCCCUUUCCAUCGACGUCAUGCGUAUUGGUGCGGUGCCCCGCUUCUCGCUGCACCGCCGAAUUUGUUAUGUUGAAAACAGGCACAACUCAUUUUCAUACAGCUUUUCGUGGGCUACAUCGCUAGAACCGGGGAGCUCAACAAUUUCUGUGUCGCCGAACAGUGGCGUGGUGAGACCUGGGCAGCGCGUGCGGUGCGUUCUUGCGCUACAAUGCGGCAAGCUCAGCCAAAUUAUCGAGGCCCCGAUAUUCUGCCGUGUAGUCAACGAGACGUUGAUUGAGGACAAGAGUGUGAGCCCAAUGUAUGUGGAAGCGGCAGCAGCUCCUGAGGACGAAGAGGCCGAUGAAGAAGAUGAUACCGAUCCGUUGCUCGACGUCAAACCACAGACGAAAACGCGGUUCGAGAGGUCCACCUGCACGAAGCGUCGAGCCACCUACAUGGGUAAAAAGCGGCCCUCUGUAAUUGAGGCCCCGCCGGAGUAUCAGAGCCUUCGUGUGCUCUCCGCGGCAGCUGCACCUGCUCUACAUUCUGGUGUUGCGGAUCAUAACACGAUGUCUCUACCACUAAAAAAACGCGCAGAUGAAGGACCUGUCUUGGCCCACUCGCUUGAGGUGUUGGUGCAGGCGCGUAUUAUGCCCGUCGACGAGUACCAGCGGCUCUACGGGGAGUGUGCGGUCCGGCAGGUGUACUUUCCCCCGCUCUACGAGAACUACGUACGGCCUCAGAGUGCAUCUUUGGUGGGAGAUAGGCUCAAGCAAACAAUAAAAGAUUUCACUCGAGGUAAUGUGAGAAUUGUGCGAAGGAUGCUUGAAGGGCUGUUGCGAACUGUUGUCGACUGCCCACCGGUUCGAAAUGCAUUCACCGAGACUAUCAAAGAGGAGAUUCCACAAUACAGGGAGUUGGUGUCUAUGGCCUCCAACUCUUUUGUGAGGGAUCCUCCAUCAUCGACAUAUGGGGCGAACAAGUCAAGUGACCCCGGUUCAGGCGCAGCAGGCGCAACUGAGGCCAUGCCUCCCACUACAGGAGUCACACAACGGCUCACUACAACGGCAGGAACCCCGUGCAAGGAUCAGGGUGUCCUGCCACCGUGGAAUAAUAGCGCAUUGCUGAACUUGGUGGAGAAAUUACUUAACGAUGUGGCCGUGCGCACCAUUACGCAGGAUAUGGGAGCUGGUUUACUGGGCCGCCGAAGCUAA
This is a messenger RNA of Trypanosoma brucei brucei TREU927, 5385 nucleotides long. RefSeq lists its product as hypothetical. Lineage: Eukaryota; Euglenozoa; Kinetoplastea; Trypanosomatida; Trypanosomatidae. The record is from RefSeq and is a predicted model, not a curated record. The coding region runs from base 1 to 5385 and encodes 1794 amino acids. The transcript has a single exon.